Messenger RNA from Rhagoletis pomonella (apple maggot), 1772 nucleotides. RefSeq names its product protein Red-like. Lineage: Eukaryota; Metazoa; Arthropoda; Insecta; Diptera; Tephritidae. Gene Ontology annotation, cellular component: nucleus. Gene Ontology annotation, biological process: mRNA splicing, via spliceosome. The record is from RefSeq and is a predicted model, not a curated record.
GGGUCUAUCGAAUAAAAGAUUUAUCGAAUUGCAACAAUGGAACGGAAACAUCGAUUUUUUUCUUACAUUACUACUUUGUGCAUAUUUUCGUAAACACAUAUUUUAACAGUGAGGUAUUUUAUACCCCCAAUUUUUUGGGAAAAAUGUCUGAGUCCGUUCGUCUAACAAACGAUGAUUUUCGUAAGCUCUUGGCCACACCACGUCAUCCACCACCAGGUAGUACUCCUUCGAUAAAUGCCACAACUGCUCCUUCGUCGUCAACGGAAAAGAAAAAGCCACAAGGUACCAGUAGUGAACGUAAUGAUUUGCGACGAAAAAAGAAAAACUUUUAUGCAGCACUUAAGAAACAAGAAGAUGGCAAGUUACAGCAGCUUUCGGAAAAGUACCGCGAUCGAGCACGUGAACGUCGUGAUGGUGCUAACCCAGAUUAUCAAAAUGUUAGCACUCCUGGUCACAGUAGUACCAAUGCCUAUCGUGCUGUUGCUCCUGAUUUGAAAUCAGGCAUUGAUGCCGCAGAACGUCGCCGUAGAAUUAUUCAGGAAUCGAAAUUCUUGGGUGGUGAUAUGCGGCACACUCACUUGGUAAAAGGUCUCGAUUAUGCACUUUUGCAAAAGGUUCGAUCUGAAUUGCAAACCCAAGAGGUAGAAGAACAAGCUAUGGCUGUAGCGGCAGCAACUGAAAAGUUGGCUGAAACCGCAGCUGCUGAGCAAGCUGAAGUUGAGUCCAAAGACAUAGAUGACCAUUUGGCUAUUAAAAGUGCUAUGGCUCGUAACAUUUUUAGUUUAGUUCAAGCGCGCCGAUCAAAAGAUGUACCCCGAAUUGAACUCUUUGCUCCCGGCCGAAUGGCCUACGUUAUUGAUUUGGAAGACGAACUGAAUGAAAGCGAUAUACCAACAACUUUAAUUCGUUCAAAAUUUGAGGUUCCCGUAAAUCGUGAAGAUAUUGCCACACUUACAACCAAUGACAUCGUCAUAAAUAAAUUGUCACAAAUUCUCUCCUAUUUAAGAGCUGGUGGCCGCAAUAAGAAAAACAAGAAGCGUGACAAAGAUAAGCCUCUUUUUUAUGAAAAAGAAAUGGAACAAUCAAUAAACAUGAUUGGGACAGGAGUACAUGGGAUUACGACUUCAUCCGGUAAACCACUGGGUGAUAGCAUAUAUGACGAUAUUGGAGACUAUCAACCGAGCUCCAAGAAUGAGACUGCUAAAUUGGACAAAAAUAUCCCGAAAGUCGCAGCUGGCACAUAUUUCGUUGAUGCCAAGGGUGUCGAGGACACAGAGCCUUUGAUUACCAUACCACCGCCACCUAAGAUUACAAAAACUAUAGCCUCACGUUUUACCAACGAGCCUGAAGGUUAUGCUGAGUGCUAUCCCGGACUAGAAGAAAUGAAUGAUGCCAUUGAUGAUUCAGAUGACGAAGUGGACUACACAAAAAUGGAUUUGGGAAAUAAAAAGGGACCAAUCGGACGAUGGGACUUUGAUACCCAAGAGGAAUAUUCCGAUUAUAUGAGCACCAAAGAGGCUUUACCGAAAGCAGCAUUUCAAUAUGGUGUCAAAAUGCAAGACGGAAGACGAACACGGAAAAACAAAACGGAAAAAAGCGAAAAGGCCGAACUGGAUCGCGAGUGGCAGAAAAUUCAGAAUAUUAUACAAAAAAGAAAAUUUCCUAAAGGAGGUGCAGACGAACCUGAUUACAAAGUUGCAAAAUAUUAAUACCCUAAAAAUAGCAAAACUGAAUAAUACAAUAUAUAUGUAUACCAAACUUACAGAGAAAAA